Messenger RNA from Raphanus sativus (radish), 1359 nucleotides. RefSeq lists its product as uncharacterized. The coding region runs from base 1 to 1359 and encodes 452 amino acids. Lineage: Eukaryota; Viridiplantae; Streptophyta; Magnoliopsida; Brassicales; Brassicaceae. The record is from RefSeq and is a predicted model, not a curated record. The transcript has 3 exons.
AUGGCUGCGGUGGUAUUUGCUCUGAAGAUAUGGAGGUCCUACUUGUAUGGUGCUAAGGUUCAGAUCCUAACCGACCACAAAAGUCUCAAAUACAUUUUUACUCAGCCUGAGUUGAAUUUGAGGCAGAGAAGGUGGAUGGAAUUUGUGGCGGAUUAUGAUCUUGACAUUGCUUAUCAUCCGGGCAAGGCAAAUCUGGUGGCAGAUGCAUUGAGCCGGAGGAGAGCGGAGGUGUCAGCUGAAAGAGAAGCUGAUGUAUUGGAGGGGAUGGUCAGGUCUUUGAAUCUAAACACCUUAGUCAGUGAGGAUGAACCUCUAGGACUAGAGGGUGGUAAGAGUCGGAGCAAGUCCAAGAGGACUAAGGAUGGAGCUGGAGCAUCUGGCCCAGGUGGCGCGGAUGGAACCAAUCCAAGUGUGGUGCUGCCCAAUCCAAGUCUUGGCGUGGACAGUGCAACUGGAUUGCCUUUGGCUCGGAUCAUUCCGACUGAGGUUCAGGGAGGUCUAGUGGAACAGCAGCAAAAGGCGGCUGAAGAGACUAGGCAGCAGCUGGAGCAAGCUGAACUAGCUAGACAGCUGCAAGAGCAAGCUGAGGAAGCUGCAAGGCAGCUACAAGAUGACAUGGAGGCUGAGGGAGAGUCCUCACAUGCUGGUGAUCAGGGCGGCCGAGGCAUUGGUGCAGCCAAUGGUGGAGCUAACCAAGGAAACCAGCUGGUGGAACCUACCAUGAAAGAGGUGCUUGAUGCAAUCAGGCUCAUGGGUAGUCAGAUGCUGGCUAUGACCCAAGUAAUCACUCCAUUGGUGAAUUCAUCCGUGGGGCAAGCUCCACAAGUUCAGGUGGUGGUACCAGGAGCUGCUGGACAAGUUGCACCAGUUGAUGAGGUGAUUGAACUUGAUCCGCCAGCUAGAAGAUCUGGUAAGGUGGAUUACCUGAAGGUGCUAGAGCACAUAUCUCGCCUAGGGACAAAGCAUUUUGCUGGAAGUGCUGACCCUAUGGAGGCGGAUGAAUGGAGGGACAGGCUGGCCCGGAACUUCAAGUCUACAAGGUGCCCUGAGGAGUACCAGAGAGACAUAGCAGUGCACUUCCUGGAGGGAGAUGCACACAACUGGUGGCUGUCUGUGGACAAGCGCACCAAUGGAUCUAUUGAGAAGUUCUCUGACUUUGAGGUUGAGUUCAACCACAAGUAUUUCCCAGCUGAAGCAUGGGAUCGUUUGGAGGCCAAGUUCUUGGAUUUGACCCAAGGGCGUAGGUCAGUCAGGGAGUAUGAAGAGGAGUUCAACCGGCUCAGGAAGUAUGUGGGUAAGGAGUUGGAGGAUGAGAAAGUUCAGGUCCUUGGUGGAGCGUAUGGCAAUGCUGGAGACUAA